This is a messenger RNA of Ostreococcus lucimarinus CCE9901, 2067 nucleotides long. RefSeq lists its product with no specific name. Bases 1 to 2067 code for a protein of 688 amino acids. Gene Ontology annotation, biological process: ribosome biogenesis; maturation of SSU-rRNA from tricistronic rRNA transcript (SSU-rRNA, 5.8S rRNA, LSU-rRNA); endonucleolytic cleavage of tricistronic rRNA transcript (SSU-rRNA, 5.8S rRNA, LSU-rRNA). The record is from RefSeq and is a predicted model, not a curated record. NCBI's taxonomy places the organism in Eukaryota, Viridiplantae, Chlorophyta, Mamiellophyceae, Mamiellales, Bathycoccaceae. Gene Ontology annotation, cellular component: nucleus; preribosome, small subunit precursor. The transcript has 2 exons. Gene Ontology annotation, molecular function: GTPase activity; U3 snoRNA binding; GTP binding.
AUGUUUGACGAUUGCGUGACGCCGCGGACGACGACGUGCGGGCGGCAUCGGCAACGAGUUUCGUUUCUUUUGAUCAACUCAGCGAACGUGAUGUCGGCGUUGGAGACGCUCAAAGUGUGCGAUUUGUUGAUGGUGAUCGCGCCCGUGAGCGCGCACGAGCCGAGCGCGGUGGUGGCGCGGUGUUUACCGACGCUGAAGGCGCUCGGGAUUCCGCAAACGCUCCUCGCGCUCAGAGGAUUGGACGACGUGAAGCAAGCGAAGAGGCAAGAGGUGAAAAAAGCGAUGCUGAACAUCGUCGCGACAGAGUUACAAAUUCCCACCGACCGCGUGAAAACGCUACCGGCCACAUCGCGAGCCGAAUUCACCGAGUUGGUGCGACAAACGGUGGAGCUUCGCGGCGAGACGCCGCGUUGGCGCGGUCAGCGGCCGUAUGUGCUCGCGCAUCGUCGCGAGAUCAUCCCCGACGUGAGCGACGAUCGAUUUGCUACCGUCGUCGUUGAAGGGUACGUUCGUGGUGUGCCUGCGACCGCGAGUCAGCUUUGGCAUUUGCCGGGCGUGGGCGACUUCCCAGUCGUUAAAAUUGAGUCCAUCGCCGAGCCUGCGCAGGCGCGCGCGAACGCUGUGAGUCGUAACGACGCAGCGAUGGAAGGUAACGAGGUACUGAUGACGUGGACGCGGGAUGCCAACAUAGCUCAGGAAGUUAUGCGGGAAAACCAACCGGAUUCAAUGGCUGGUGAACAAACGUGGCCGACGGCAACAGAGCUCCAACUCGCCGAGCUCGAGGCGAAGAGGAAAACUCGCCCGGCUGGUAUGAGCGAUUAUCAAGCAUCGUGGCUUUUAGACGCCAACGAAGAUGGCAACGCCAAUGAAGACGCAGAUGAUGCCGACGACGCCACCAUGGACGACGCGCCUGGAGAUGACACAUUUGGCGCCGAGGCGGAGAUGCGCGAAGGCGGUGCCGACAUCGCGGAAGAUGGGGAAUCAGAUGAAGAAUGGGUGAAUGCUGGUGGUGAUGAUGAAGACGAGGUCGAUUUGGAAACGCGUCGAAACCUGGACAUGGCCGAGCGCGAUAGUAACAAGCGCGCGGCGCUUCAAGACGCAGAGAAUGAGGACAUGAAGUUUCCAGACGAAAUGGACACGCCAGCGCAUUGCGUCGCUCGCGACAGAUUCGCAAAGUACAGAGGGUUAAAAUCUUUCAGAUCUUCGCCGUGGGAUCCCAAAGAGUCGCUUCCCUACGAUUACUCGCGCGUGUUUGCGUUCGAAAACUUCAAGCGCGCGCAUAAACGCGCGCUACAAGUUCAAGAAGAGGACUCAGUGGGCGGCGCGCAAAUCGGAACGUACGUGCGAAUCACCAUCGCUGGCGUCCCACGCAUCGGUCUCGGCGUUGGUCCGUCCUGGAGCGGUUGGGUUGGUGGCGCCGGGCCUGUGGUGUUGAGUGGCUUGAUGCAGUACGAGUCAUGCCUUUCGCUGAUGAACUAUUGCGUCACAAAGUCGACGUACUACGACGCGCCGUUAAAGUCGAAGGAUCCACUUUGGUUCCACGUCGGAUUUCGCCGCGAGCGCGCUGGUCCGGUGUAUAACACCGAUAAUCUCGGCGAUAAGCACAAGCUCGAGCGCUUUUUGCGCGCUCGCUCGCCGACGAUUGCCAGCGUGUACGCGCCCAUCACGUACGGGCCGGCGCCCGUGAUCGGGUUCAAGGAAUCGUUCACAUCACACGGGAUCAAAGUCGAUCUCUGUCUCACGGGAUCCGUACGCGAUGCGAACCCAGAUAGAAUCGUCCUCAAGCGAGUAAUCCUGAGCGCGCUUCCGUUUCGUACGCACAAACACAAGGCGGUGGCGCGAUACAUGUUCCACAAUCCCAACGACAUUCGUUGGUUCAAACCUUUGGAACUUUGGACAAAGUACGGAUUGCGAGGUAAAAUCGUCGAGCCCGUGGGCACGCACGGUCGCAUGAAGUGCGUGUUCAACAACGUCAUCCAUCAGCACGACACGAUUUGCGCGACGCUUUAUAAGCGCAUCUACCCGAAAUUCGCCGCAUCGGAGCAGCACGCGCACGCCGCGACGUGA